Mesitornis unicolor (brown roatelo) is the source of this 1696-nucleotide messenger RNA. RefSeq names its product RING finger protein 214-like. Lineage: Eukaryota; Metazoa; Chordata; Aves; Mesitornithiformes; Mesitornithidae. Gene Ontology annotation, molecular function: ubiquitin-protein transferase activity. The record is from RefSeq and is a predicted model, not a curated record.
AUGAUGUCCGAGAGGGCCUUGCUGAAGGAGCGCUACCAGGAGGUGCUGGACAAGCAGAGGCAAGUGGAGAAUCAGCUGCAGGUACAGCUUAAGCAGCUCCAGCAGCGCAGGGAAGAGGAGAUGAAGAACCACCAGGAGAUCCUGAAGGCAAUUCAGGAUGUUACGAUCAAGCGAGAAGAGACAAAGAAGAAGAUGGAGAAAGAAAAGAAGGAGUUCUUGCAGAAGGAGCAGGAUCUGAAAGCAGAAAUUGAGAAACUCUGUGAGAAAGGCAGAAGGUUGCUGAAGGAGCAGGAGGAGAAGGAAAACAAGAUUGCGUCUCUGAUUGCAGAGCAAUCCGAUGAGAAGCAGCUGUGGGAGAUGGAGCUGGAUAAGCUGAAGAACCAGCACAAUGAGAUCAACAGGAACAUUCUGGAGGAGACGGAGCGGGCCUGGAAGGCAGAGAUCCUGUCCCUGGAGAGCCGAAAGGAGCUGCUGGUGUUGAAACUCGAAGAAGCAGAGAAAGAAGCAGAGCUACACCUCACCUACCUCAAUUGUGCUUGCAGGUCUGCGCCACCCACGCUGGAGACGAUGAGGCCAAAGCAGGAGUGGGAGAUGAGGCUGAACAGGAUACGAAUGACCAAGGAGAGCGUCCGAGAUCAGUUCAAUGACCACAUUCAGAUGGUGAGAAACGGCACAAAGCUGAGCAGCCUCCCCCAGAUCCCAACGCCGACGCUGCCACCGCCGCCCUCAGAAACAGAUUUCAUGCUGACGGCAUUCCAGCCCAGCCCGUCCCUCACUCCCAGGCUCCCGUUUCCCAUCGGCCCGGUUCCCGUUCCCAUGGUCAUGCCCAGCGCCGAUCCUCGGGCGCUCUCCUUUCCUCUCCUGAACCCCGCCAUCUCCAGGCCCAACCAGCCUUCCCCGCCGCUGCCUGCGUCCCAGGGCAGGAGCAGCCCCGUCGUGGCGUCGCUGAUGGGCACGCACAGCUCUCACAUGCCUCCCGCCACCUCCAUCCCUCCUCCGCCGGGCCUGGGAGGAGUCAACGUCGCUCCAGAGUUUCACAGGCCGCAGCCGGCCGAUAAACUGGAGAAGCUGCUGGAGAAGUUGCUGGUUCGGUUUCCACAGUGCAACAAGGCCCAGCUCACCAACAUCCUGCAGCAGAUCAAGACGGCUCGGAGGACCAUGGCGGGUCUGACCAUCGAGGAGCUGCACACUGCCAAGCUGGCGGAGCAGCAGGAGCGGGCAGCGGCCGGGGCUCAGCCUCUCGGUCGGAUCAGGGCCCCCAUGUUCUCGGCUCCGCUGCCUCAGAUCAGCACGCCCAUGUUCCUGCCCCCGGCCCAGGUGGCUUAUCCUGGAACAGCGUCACACACCCCGGCUGCCUGUAAGCUGUGCCUGAUGUGCCAGCAGUUGGUGCAGCCCGGUGACCUGCACCCCAUGGCCUGCUCACACAUUCUGCACAAGGAGUGCAUCAAAUUCUGGGCACAGACCAACACAAAUGACACUUGCCCCUUUUGUCCAAGUCUCAAAUGACGGCUACUCGAACAACGCGGUGCCACGGGAGGAGCUGCUGUGAAUAGACAGGAUCAGUCCGAAGAUUUCUACAGUUCUAUAUUUAUACGACCAUGUAUACACAUGUACAUUUUUAUUAUAUAGGUAAUGUGUGUAUAGAAAGUCUGUAUACAUACAAAUUCAUAAAUAAAGUGUGUAUAUUAUGCAGUGA